Molecule: messenger RNA, 1389 nt
Organism: Dichotomopilus funicola
Lineage: Eukaryota; Fungi; Ascomycota; Sordariomycetes; Sordariales; Chaetomiaceae
Exons: 2
Coding region: 1-1389 (462 amino acids)
Cellular component (GO): cytoplasm
Molecular function (GO): hydrolase activity, acting on ester bonds
Source: RefSeq, a predicted model, not a curated record
AUGGAUUCCAAACACCAUCGUUCCCGGGUUCAUACCUGGGUGUCAACGACGCUGGCUUUUCUCAACCUCCCCUUUACUGCCUCGUCUGCUGGUGCCCACCAAGGUCAAGCACGCCUACCAUGGCCUCACCAACCCAACGCCCUACCCCCUCUUAAGUUCGGCCCGUCCGGAACGUUCCACCUCUCCAUCUUUGAGGAUCUGCAUUUUGGCGAGAAUGCCUGGGAAGACUGGGGUCCACGCCAAGAUGUCCAAAGCGUGAAGGUCAUCAACAGCAUCCUUGACUCCGAGCCCAACAUUGACCUGGCGGUGCUGAACGGCGACCUCAUAACUGGCGACAAUUCUUUCCAUGAGAACAGCACCGUCUACAUCGAUAAGAUUGUCCAGCCGCUUGUUCACCAUGGCCUUACUUGGGCAUCCACCUACGGUAACCAUGACAACCAUGUUAACAUAUCCGGCUCCCACAUUCUCGCGCGCGAGCGCCGUUGGCCUGGAACUCGGACGCAACAGACCUUCCCUGAUGAACAAGAUGUCGGAGUGUCCAACUACUAUCUCCCCGUUUACGGCCCCGAUUGUUCGGCAACGAAUCUCCCGUUCGACCCCCUGAACCACAAGCAUCACGGAUGCACCCCCGCGCUGCUUCUCUGGUUUUUCGACAGCCGCGGCGGCUUCCGCUACCAACCCACGCCUGACCCAACCAAACUCACCCCUCUCCCCAACUGGGUCGACCCGCUCGUAGCGGACUGGUUCACCCACAUCAACACCCUCUUCACCCGCCAAAGCCCCAACAAGAAACCCAUUCCCUCUCUCGCGUUCGUCCACAUCCCCCCAUACCCAGCCCUAACACUGCAGGAACAACGCGCAUCCCAAAGCGACCCAAACUGGGAAGCACAUCACCACCCGGGAAUCAACGACGACGUGCCCGUCGCCACCCAAGCACAAGGGUGGUGUGCCAACGGAACGACAGGGGAUGGCUGUGUGUACGGAGGGCAGGACAAACCGUUUUGGAAUGCCAUCUCAACAACGCCCGGAGUGAAGGCCUUGUUCUUUGGGCAUGAUCACGGAAAUACGUGGUGCGCGCCAUGGAAGGGGGAGAACGGCGGAACAAAUCCCGGCCAGGGCGAAGGACAGGAAAAGAGGACGCAGAAGAGUAAUGGCAUCAAUCUCUGCUUUGGACAGCAUACCGGGUAUGGGGGGUACGGGAAUUGGAUCCGGGGCGCGCGACAAGUCGUCAUUUCGCUUGGGGGCGUAGGAGAGGAUGUGGAAGUUGAGACAUAUAUGAGAUUGGAGUCUGGGGACGUGGUCGGGGCGGUCUCGUUGAAUGGGACGUAUGGAGGGGAUUGGUACCCGGCUACGCCGAACGAUCAAACGAAGGCACCGGAGACGCGAUGA